CCUCCCCCCUUCCCCUCCCUCUCCCCGGUGGUUGCUUCUUCCCCGAUCUUGUUCACUCCAUCCGCCCCUCGCGAUGCUCCCUGCCGGAAAGUCGCUUGCCUGUGGCCGCGGGUGUCAAACCUGCGACUCCGGCGGCCUCUGCCUCCAAUGUCUCGAGGGCUUUGUCCCGGCGGCCGCCGGCCCGGGGGCCGGGCUGCCUGUUUCCGGCGGGCCCUGCAUCGAGGCACACUCCAUGUCGGCAACGGCACUCCACUCCACCCUACUGCUGGCCUUCCUGAUCACCGCGUCGGCUGUCCUGGUCCUCGGCCUGGUGUCCGGGCUGGUGGCAUUCAUCUGUAUUCAGCGCCGGAAACGCCGGGAGCGCAACAGCAAGCGCGAGUUCGAGCGCAUCGCCGCAAAGGCCGACCGUGAUGCGCGUGAGAUGCGCACGCACCGCCGCCUUAGCAGCAUGGCCGAGGCGCAAAUGUCGCCGGACCGCCGGGACCGGCAGGGCACCUUCAUCAUGAGCGACGCCUCAUUGCACUCGCUGCCGGAUGCCAUGCACUCGGGAAUCGAACUGAAGGAGCUGCACUCCAGCGAGUCGGCCUCAUCGGCCGAUGACCACGAUGAUGAGGCUCUCUCGCCGGUUGAGGGUGUCCAGCCGAUGGACAAGGACGCGGCCGACGGUUCCGACACCAGUCUGGCCGCCGGGCCACUGCCAUUCUUCCAAUCGCCGAAUGACCGGCCGCACCAUGCCUUCCACCCGGCGGACCCGGUCUUGCCGGCCUUCCUCCGGCUGGACCCGCGGGAUUCCUUCUCCCUGGGCCGGCCGCUGGCCAUCGGGUCGCAGGGGGCCGUCUAUCGGGCCAACUUAACCAUCCCCGCCAUGCGGGCCCUUUUCAAGACCAGCGCCGUGGUGGUCAAGCGUGCGUGGAUCCACCCGGCCCUGGCGGCCGGCGAGGCGACCGAGCCGCUGGGGCUCCCCCACGCGUCGUUGGUCAUCCGCAGCCCGCGCCUCGAGCCGGACAGCACCUUCGACACGGUGUCCUGGGCCGACUCCGCCGAGCAGAUGGCCCAAAUCCGGGCCAUCUAUAUGCAGGAAAUUGCGGCCAUGUGGUCGCUCGAUCAGCGGCCCAACAUUUCCAAGCUGGUGGGGUACUAUUCGACCGAAUUCGAGGUCGGCAUCGUCAUGCUGGCAUACCACACGGACUUGGCCAGCUAUCUGUUCCCGCCGAGCGCCAGCGAUCCGGCCGGGCGGUUGGUGGACUUGUCGGCGGCCGCCGGGGCGCCCCGGGCCGGGGUCAGCGGCUCGGAAAGCUCGCUCCCCAGCCUGGCGGCCGGCAUGCCCGGGCCGAGUGUCGGACGUGGCGCCCCGCCGCCGCUGUCAAUUAACCAGCUGCUGGCGGAGCUGGAGUCGGUCGGGCCGGCGAGCCCGGGUGGCUCUUCGGCCACGGGUGCCGGGGCGGGUGGCCCGGCAGCCGGCGGGUCAUCCACGGCCGCGCACCAUGAGCCCACCGCGUCCGGGGGGUCGGGUCGCGCGAUCACCGGCCAAACCAUGCCGCUGUACACGCCGAUCCUCGGCCCGGCGGCCGGGGGAUCCGGCAAUGCGGCCCCCGGCGCGGCGGCACACCUUCCCCUUCCGUCGCCCGGUCGGCGGGGCAGUUCCAGCAGUGGCCCCGGGCCGGCGGCCACCGUGGGCGGGGUGACGGCCGGGGCGCCGCCACUUUCCCCGGGCGCCGGCGGGACGGCCCCCGGCAUCCGGGCAUCCUCCCCCCCGGCCGGGGGGCCCGGCUCGGCGGGAGCUCGGCGCAUGCUUUCCUCGCACUCGACCUCCUCGCUGCCCAGCCCGACGGUCACCUCGCUGUCGACUCCCCUGCCGCCGAUCGCCGAGCGUGGGCUUCACCGGGCCUCCGGGCUGUUCCAUCAUCUUCACCCGCAGCAGCUGCAGGGGGCCAUGUCCGCUUCGGAGUCGCUGUCUUCCAUGGGCAGCGCCAGCAUCGGGGGCGGCCUGACGCAUGUCGGAGCGCCGGUCCAUCCGCUGGGCGUGGUCCCGAGCUCCGGCGGGCUGGAUCUAUCGCAGAUUGCCUCCUUCAGCCUGGAGCAGGUGGUCAUCCUGGCCUUUGACAUCGCCCGCGGGCUGGAGGCCAUCCAUGCGGCGGGCUUCGCCCAUGGGGACCUGGCCGCCGACAAUAUCUACCUCUCGGCGCCCUUCUUCCCGGUGUUGCACUCGCCGGAGGGGGGCAGUCGCCAGGGCGGCUCCAGCGCCGGCGGCGGCGGGCACUCCUCCUCCUCUCGGAGCCGGUGCAAUAGCUUCGACGGGUUUGCGCCGAUCGCCACCUCCUCCUCGGCCAGCAGCGUGGCCUCUUCCUUUGCCACUUCCGGCUCCGGGGGCUUUGCCUCGAUGGAUGACGAUCCGAAUGCCCCGGAGCAGGUGUUCUGCGAUCAAUUUGGCCGGCCGUAUUACCGGGCGGUGGUCGGGGACUUGGGAGCCGUGCGCCGGACCUUCCGGAGCUCCACCAGCACCGGGUCCCUGGCCUCGCACCUGUCCGGCGACAGCGAUAUCCGCAUCGCGGUGGAGCAGCCACUGGAGGUCAUUGUGGCCGGGUUCCUGCCGCGCUAUGCCGCGCCGGAGCACUGGCGCAACACCCCGACCGCGCCGCUCCCCUCGACCCUGGCCCCAGAUGCCGAUGUCUACGCCUUCGGUAUCCUCCUGUGGGAGCUGCUCACCAGCCGGCCGGCGUGGGAGGGCCUCAGCUCGGCCCAGAUCCGCGAGAGGGUCCUUCGUGGCGACCGGCCCCGGGCGUCCUUUGUGUUUCCCGCGUCGCCGGUGCGCACGCGCCUCCUGGGUCUUGUGCACGUGUGCUGCGAGGGCGACGGCCGGCUGCCGGCGGCGGCGGCGGCCGAUCUGCCGGACCUGGAGAAGGGCACCGGGGGCCUGUCGCGCUCGGCCCGGGUACCUAUGGCCCGCGUGCUGCGCGAAUGCGAAGACAUCAUGGCACUGGUCUUCUGACGGGCACCCGGUCCGCCUGUCGGAGGCGAGCCCGCGGUGGUCGCUCUCCUCGUCACCCAUCCGGCUGUUGCGAUGGGUUCCCCCCCCCCCCCCCCUCCCUCUC
Molecule: messenger RNA, 3092 nt
Organism: Fonticula alba
Lineage: Eukaryota; Rotosphaerida; Fonticulaceae
Product: serine/threonine protein kinase
Exons: 4
Coding region: 74-2989 (971 amino acids)
Biological process (GO): protein phosphorylation; signal transduction
Cellular component (GO): cytoplasm
Molecular function (GO): protein tyrosine kinase activity; ATP binding
Source: RefSeq, a predicted model, not a curated record